Molecule: messenger RNA, 999 nt
Organism: Exophiala aquamarina CBS 119918
Lineage: Eukaryota; Fungi; Ascomycota; Eurotiomycetes; Chaetothyriales; Herpotrichiellaceae
Product: NADPH2:quinone reductase
Exons: 1
Coding region: 1-999 (332 amino acids)
Molecular function (GO): oxidoreductase activity
Source: RefSeq, a predicted model, not a curated record
AUGCAGGCGGUAGAUAUCAAAGGUGGCAAAGGCCCAAUAUCAGCCCUUUUCUUUACCAACAUCCCGCGACCAAUUCCUGGAGUCGGGGAAGCACUCGUCAAGAUCAAAGCUUUUGGUCUCAAUCGGAUGGAUCUUGUGCAACGGGAAGGAAGGUACCCAAUGCCACCUCAAGCCGGACCGAUCCUCGGAGUGGAAUUCUCAGGUACGAUUGAGUCAUUUGGGGAUGAAUCGGCCGAAUCUGAAUUCGAAAUCGGGGACAAAGUCUUCGGACUAGCAUAUAGCGGCGCUUACGCAGAAUAUGUCGCCGUAAGUAUACGAAUGUUGAUCCGCAAGCCGGAUGAGCUUAGUUGGGAGGAAGCUGCUGGCAUUCCAGAAACAUGGCUCACUGCUAUCAAAGCACUAUUUGUGGUCGGAGGCUACCGAACUGGUCAAAGUGUCCUCUGGCACGCAGGGGCCAGUAGUGUUUCUCUCGCCGGUAUUCAGCUGGCGAUGGCUGCAGGUGCAAGAGAAGUAUAUGUCACAACCAGUACCCAGGAGAAGAUCGAUUUCUGCAAGUCAAUUGGUGCGACCGAGGGGUUUAAUUACAAAUUAGGCAGAUGGGCAGACUCGGUCCUAGCGUACACUCAAGGCCAAGGGGUGGAUAUCAUCCUCGAUUUUGUCGGUGCGGCUCACUUUAAUCAGAAUAUCGACGCUGUGGCUGUGGAUGGAUGUGUCAUUAGCCUAGGAACAAUGGGAGGAGGAGUGGUCCAAGAACCAGUUGAUCUUGGACGAAUCUUGAAAAAGCGAGUUAGAUAUGAAGGCACUACCUUGAGAGCCCGCAACGAAGACUACCAGGGAAAGCUACGAGACCGUCUCGUAGCCAUGGCCAUGCCCAGAUUUAUCGACGGCUCAUUCAAGGUUAUUGUCGAGAAGAUAUUUCACUGGGAGGACGUUCAAAAGGCUCAAGAAUUGUUGGCAUCCAACACGACCAAAGGGAAAAUCAUCUGCACGAUAUCCUAG